Messenger RNA from Trichoderma citrinoviride, 1146 nucleotides. Its product is annotated as ribonuclease T2. Gene Ontology annotation, cellular component: extracellular region. Gene Ontology annotation, molecular function: ribonuclease T2 activity; RNA binding. Bases 1 to 1146 code for a protein of 381 amino acids. The transcript has 2 exons. NCBI's taxonomy places the organism in Eukaryota, Fungi, Ascomycota, Sordariomycetes, Hypocreales, Hypocreaceae. Gene Ontology annotation, biological process: RNA catabolic process. The record is from RefSeq and is a predicted model, not a curated record.
AUGCCGCUGAGCUGCCACAAUACCACUGCUGUUUCUGAUACUUGUCGCUUCGUCUAUCCUGGUGGUCAGCUCCUUCUCACGCAAUUCUGGGAUACUAACCCGUCUACUGGCCCUAAUAACUCGUGGACAGUCCACGGCCUCUGGCCCGACAAUUGUGAUGGAACCUACGAGCAAAACUGCGACAGCUCUAGAGCGUACACCAACAUUACGGCCAUUCUUGAAGAAGCAGACCCCACUACGCUGGAUUUCAUGAAGAUAUACUGGAAAGACUACCAAGGCAAUGAUGAAAGUUUCUGGGAGCACGAAUUUGGGAAGCAUGGCACAUGUAUCAGCACUCUUGAGCCACGGUGCUAUCCCAACUAUAAGCCCACUCAAGAGGCUGUCGACUUCUUCAGGAGGGCUACGACCUUGUUCCAAACCCUUCCAUCAUACGAUUGGCUUGCUUCCGCCGGCAUCUAUCCAUCAACGACGGUGACGUAUACUCUGGCCAAGAUCCAAGAUGCUCUUACCGUGCAUCAUGGCCAGAACGUCGUCAUAAACUGCGACGGAAAUGGUGAGCUCAACGAAUUAUGGUAUCACUACAACGUCCGUGGUUCGGUCCAGAACGGCACAUUUGUUCCCGUCGAGCCUGUUGGUGCUCCAUCUACUUGUCCCAAAACCGGUAUCAAGUAUCUGCCCAAGUACAGCACCCCUACAUUCACAACAACUGUCAGGACGGCCACCCGUACGUCUUCGACCACGGGCACAGCUACUCAUCCGAGCGUACCAUCUGGUGUUCUCUCUGGGAAGGGUUACUUGUUUGUCGACACUCCUGGCACAACGAGUGGUGGCUUUCUAAUCAGCCGUGGAACUUGGUACCGCGACAGCGGCGGUACUCCCGCUACUUACACUGCCACGCCUAACGCGGAUGGCAGAACGUUCGCUUUAAACACUAGCAAGGGAAAGUGUGCUAUCUUGAGCGACUCCUCUCUUAGCUGCGAUACUUCUAUCACUACAGGUAGCAGCUUUGGCUGGGACGGCGCACACCUAGUUUUUGAGGGAUUGUCGACAUUUUAUGCCACAGAGGUUCCAACCGGACAGGGGCAGGGCCUGGUCUACGCGAGCCCUCAGGCAAUUUUGUUGCAGAUUAUCUGGAGUCCGUCAUAG